Messenger RNA from Eurytemora carolleeae, 2587 nucleotides. RefSeq lists its product as uncharacterized. The transcript is spliced from 19 exons. The record is from RefSeq and is a predicted model, not a curated record. The coding region runs from base 139 to 1773 and encodes 544 amino acids. Lineage: Eukaryota; Metazoa; Arthropoda; Copepoda; Calanoida; Temoridae.
UUCACUUCUACAAGAGACAAAAUCAUAAUUAUAAAAUGGCGGACAUUAUUUAACAAUAAGAAGUGUACUUGAUGCGUUAAAAAGAGCUGGGUUGGUGGAAACCAGGUGCAGAAGGAAUAAAAUAAUGUUUUCUUUCUGAUGGAUUCUAGCAGAGAAGAGAGGAUGGGUUACACCAGGCUGAAGGGAGGUAAGAGUUCCUGGUUUAGUUACUACCAGGAGCAAAGGAGUUUAGACCAAGAACAAGGAGAAGAGCUUCAGGAGCUUGGUAAUGACUUCUCAGACGGGAAAGUGAUAAAGGAGGAGAAAAACAAAGGAGGGAAAAGCAGCUUUGCGCGGGAAAAGUUUGAAAGCGAGGAAAGAGGAAACUGGGAUAUUGAGGGAAGAUUACGAGGGGAGAGUGAGGGAAGAGAGGAAAAUGAGGGGAGGGGUAGAGAAGAAGGAAGAAGGAGAGGGUAUUGGGAUAGAAGAGAGGUGGAUUAUGAGGUUGAAUACGCUUCUCCACUAACAGAUGAGAGCUGUAUACCACUGUCUCCGAUAGAAGAGAGAUAUCUUUCCCCUUGUCCUGAACUAGACGAGUAUCCAGAGGCAGGGGUGACGGGCAACUCUACCGGACGGAAAGGGGGUCGAGGGAAGGGUGGAACUGGAUUGAUGGCCAAGAGUAAACGUGGAAAGCGGGAUCAAGAUGACACUGGAGAAUCAUCAUCCGGGGGACUCUUCGAGGGGAGUGGAGCCUAUAGAACCCAUAUGCUGUUCCCUGGACGGAAGGACGAGGAGACGACUGCUGAUCCAAGACGGAGCUCAGGGUCCCCGGGGUUUAUGAAAACCAUGAUGUCCUGGGGAAAGCGUCCCAGUGAUCCUAGAACAAGUUCAGGUGGGAGUGGAGGUCUAGGGGGUGCAGGAGGUCCUGGAGGUCCUGGAGGUCCUGUACCUCCCUCCAGAGGUCGAGGCCGAGGUGGUCCAAUGACGAGAGAAGAACUUCAGAAGCUUCGAGAGGACGAGUUGGCCUCCCAGCACAACGGCAAGGGAAGAUUACCGCGAGAACCUCGAAAGGGCAAUCCUUUACUUAAUAUUUUGGAGGUAGAAGAUCCCAAACUGAUUGUUUCCUUUCAUCUGAUGGGUCAACUCAGCCCCUUAAAUAAUGUGAUGGAGAAUCCUUUAGUAAAUCAAAUGGAUGUUCACCUAGACCUCGCCAAACAGUUACUAAAAUCUGCUCAAGAUUUGAACGCUACGGAGGGAUAUCUCUUCAAAAAUCUAGAAAAAGAUGCGGACUACCCGUAUAUAAACUAUUAUGUGAUAAAGAAGUCCCGCGACCAGGCCGGACAGUUUUAUACAGAAAACAAGCUGGUCAGCCAUGAUACCCUCUCCCCUACCCGCCUAGGAUAUUCUGUUAACCACAGUAUGGAUCUGUAUGACGAGGUAGCAACAAUAGCCAGACCCCCAGUUGACCCGUCACACAAGCAGCCUUCAACACUAGCCACUGGAUAUAUCAUAUGUAUAUAUCAGGUAUUUAAAGGAGAUGAUGGGGAGAAAUUUGAAAGGAACUGGCUUUACUGGACAGGUGCCAGAAUGCUGUAUAAAAAUCUCCCCCGCAAUGUUGGACUGAAACGACUGACUCUUCAUAAGUCUGCAACGGGUCCUAACGUAAACUACAUUCUUCUUGUGGAGUGUAGUCACUUCUUAGAUAAUAUUAAUCAGGCUGCCAACCUUCUACCUGUUUUGCGAGCUAGAAUAUGCGGAUACACGGGAAUAUUCAGAAUUGUAGAAUCGUUCUGACACGAAGGGGCUCCUGAAGCUGCCCCCUCUGGCUGGGGGUACCCUGGAGCCCCUAAUACAACCCAUCUGGAACCAACUCCAGUAUCACCCCCACCAGAAAAGAAACCGGAGAAUGGAGGAUUUUUCGCUUCCCUUUUCAAAUCUUAACACUGCGGAAUGUAAAAACAUUGUUUACGUUGUGAAAAAAAUAUGGCGCCAAAAAAUUACAAAUGGCGGACCUUACAUAUCAUGUUGCUCCAACAAGAAAGUGAUAAAGAUUCAUGCUGUAACAUGAGAGGUUACUUGUGCCUGAUUCCCUUUUACCGGGAAAACAAUCGCCUUCUCCUUCUACGGAGAUAACACGUGAAACUCACGAGUUUACAGAAACUUAAGUUUUGUAAUUUUUAAUAUUAUUUUUUUUUAUCCCAAUCCCUCGAUUCACAAACACAUUGUAAUAAAACUCGUCACAUUUAUGCUGAUUCGAGUAUUCGAUAUUACUUUUAAAAAUAUGUUUACAAUGAUGAAGUCAAUGAAAAAACAUCUUGUCACUGUCCAAAAAUACAACUCAGGAAUUUUAGCAAAAUUGAAGGAAAAAAUAUUGAGUUGAUGUUUGUUUACAUUAGAAAAAUAACUCAGCCUACCUCCUCAAAUAUAAUUUACUUGGCAUCAACAUGUUUUUAUUUGCACAAAAUUAAAACGACAUUCACCCCCUUACCUAACCUAGCCCCGCCCCCACCCCUUAUUUGUGCAUAUCCCUGACAUAAUAUUUGUGCGCGCCAAUCUAUAUUUUUAUAAAAUGCUUGAUUUGAAAAAUAAAUUUAUACCGGUGCUGCAA